Molecule: messenger RNA, 1081 nt
Organism: Odontomachus brunneus
Lineage: Eukaryota; Metazoa; Arthropoda; Insecta; Hymenoptera; Formicidae
Product: glutamine amidotransferase-like class 1 domain-containing protein 3B, mitochondrial
Exons: 4
Coding region: 115-933 (272 amino acids)
Source: RefSeq, a predicted model, not a curated record
UCUCGCGAAAAGAUGUUCUUCUAGAAAUUACUUAUCAAAAGUUGCAGUUACAUACAUUCGGUCAGUGUGAACUCGGAAAAUUCUCGUCAUUUCUUCCGCGCAACAAGAGCAAAUAUGUUACGGUCACGAAUCGCGGUCUUUUUGCGACGCGACACCCCCGUCCUUGUAUCCGCGCUUUCCAAUAACCUGCACACGUCACGAAUUAUCUCCGGAAAAAGCAAGGCGAACAGUGACUGUGAACCUGUGCCUGUAGCUGUAAUUCUGUGCGGAUGCGGCGCACUCGACGGCACGGAAAUUUCGGAAGCCGUCUCGACGGCCAUCCAUUUACGUCAGAAAGGCAUGAAGCCGCUCUUCUACGCCCCGGACAUUCAGAUGUGCGGGGUGGUUGAUCAUCUUACCAAAGAAAUGGACAGUAACGGUCCCACCAGGAAUGCUCUCGUUGAGGCUGCCAGAUUGGCGAGAUCGUGCGUGAAACCUCUGUGUGAAUGUGAGGUUUGCACACACGGCGCGCUUAUCAUACCUGGAGGCUUCGGCGUUGCGCGCACCUUGAGCAAUUUCGCCGCCAAGGGCGCAGAUUGCACCGUGUUACCUGACUUGGAGAAGCUCAUCGAGGACUUUUACUGCGAGAAAAAACCGAUCGGCAGCAUAUGCAUAGCCAGCGCGGUUGUCGCCAAAGUGCUGAAUGGCGUGAAAGUCACUCUCGGCAAAGAAUCGCCCAAAGAAGAAUGGCCGCAUGCUGAAGCUAUCAAGAAGGUGCGGGAUAUGGGAGCCAAGCUGGAGAUGAAGGACGUAAGAGGUGUAACGCGUUGCAAAAAGUACAAUGUGUACAGCACGCCGGCCUGGUUGUACACGUGCGCCACUUAUUCGGAGAUUCACGAGGGCAUCGGCAAAAUGAUCGGCAUGCUGAAGAAAUGCGUGAAGAAGCCGAUGUGAACGUCGAGGUUCUCUUUGGAGAUUAUAUCUUAUACAGUUUUAUCUUAUCUCGACGUGACGUGUCGCUUUGUAUCAUCAUUUAUUACGUUUGUACUUUUAUUACUUGUAUUACUUUCGACGAACAUGAAGAAACCCUUGUCGCACCAAA